Molecule: messenger RNA, 1185 nt
Organism: Rotaria sp. Silwood2
Lineage: Eukaryota; Metazoa; Rotifera; Eurotatoria; Philodinida; Philodinidae
Source: the annotation of a GenBank genome assembly
AUGAAUGGAAAUUGGUAUUCGUGGUCAACAGGUUCAACUCCAAACGAUUAUGUUUUGGCAUGGCGUCAUACUUAUGAUAUAUUAUUAAACAAAGGUAUAGAUGCAACAAGACUUCAAUGGGUUUGGAGUGUAAAUCGUAAAGACUAUGGUCAAUAUACUGCAGAAGAAUAUUGGGUUGGAGAAAAUUAUACACAUUGGCUAGGAAUUAAUGGAUUUAAUGGGGGUUCAAGUGCAAAUUGGAGUAAAUGGGAAUGGCCAAAUGAAAUUCUUGAUAAUAUGAUGGGUCGGUUAUACAAGUUAUCAUCAACAAAACCGAUGUCUCUGAAUGCAUAUGCAACAGUCGGUGUACGAACAGGAAAUACUACAGAUGUGCAGUCAAAAAACGAAUGGCUGCGCCAAAUGUGUGAUUAUAUAAAUAACAAUAACAUUAAAAUGGCAUCUUAUAAUAAUGUUGAUGGACCUAACCAGGAUAAUAUGAUAUUUGGUGGUACACACGGUGACGUAAUUUGGAAUAAUUUUAAGGCAUAUUCAGCCUAUCGAAACUGUUUACAGUCUAAUGAUUGGAUAGAACCAAACAUUACUAAUCCAAGACUUAUUACUGAUGAACAAUUUGCUGAUGUUACUGUAAAUAAUCUUAAUAAAAUUCUUUCACAAGAUUCAAGGAACGAAAUCAAAGUGGAAAAAAUACCAGGAACACCUGAUUACAAUGUGUUUCUACCUUGUCAAGUUACGCUUAACUUUGCUUGGGCAAAUGUAGGAAAUUCAAAAAAUCCGCUUUCUCAUAUUCUUCACAACUUUGAUAUGGAUAUUUGUCAAGUAGCCUUCACCGGGGAUAAAGUCGUUUCAACAUUUCCAUUCUUACAAGCACUUGCAACAAAAUCGUUUAUUGUUUACAGUCUUCAUGCUCGUAGUUCAAAGCAUGUAUGCACACGUAUAGCAAAAUAUUGCCACCGAGGAUUCAAUCUUUUAGUAACCAUUGAUUUUGAUGGUGAUUUUGAUACAUUGAUGGCACAAGAAGAAAUUCCUUUGUAUCGAGUUGAACAUGUGCAAUAUAUUGGCGAUGACGAUGAAAUUCAACUUGCUACAAAAGAAUUUCGUCGAUCAUUUGUAGAUAAUAUUGAUACUUAUCGACUUCAAGAGAAAUUCAUGCAUAUGGUUUGUCCGCAAUUAUUGCACUAUACUUAA